Messenger RNA from Mya arenaria, 2067 nucleotides. RefSeq names its product gamma-aminobutyric acid receptor-associated protein. Gene Ontology annotation, biological process: macroautophagy; autophagy of mitochondrion; cellular response to nitrogen starvation. Gene Ontology annotation, molecular function: GABA receptor binding; ubiquitin protein ligase binding. The transcript has 3 exons. Gene Ontology annotation, cellular component: cytosol; autophagosome; autophagosome membrane. The record is from RefSeq and is a predicted model, not a curated record. NCBI's taxonomy places the organism in Eukaryota, Metazoa, Mollusca, Bivalvia, Myida, Myidae. The coding region runs from base 260 to 613 and encodes 117 amino acids.
UAAUUUAAUGUAUCUCUGUCGUCCUACGAAACUUAGUCGUGAGAUAAUGACCAAAACCUCUCCAAGGUGAUAUUUUUACGAGGUGUUUCAAAUAUUUAGUUUACGGUUGUGAAAUUAUUCUCAAAUGUUGUACUGAUUUAUCUGCGCAUAUAGAAAGUAGUUCAAAGGUAACAAGUACUUCGGCUAAAGGUAAACAGAGGCUAGCGAAAGACAACCAAGCAACAAACAAUAAGAUUUCUUCCUUGAAUUUCGACCAAAUAUGAAGUGGGAAUACAAAGAGGAACACCCAUUUGAGAAGAGGCGGGCUGAAGGAGAAAAGAUAAGAAAGAAGUACCCAGAUCGCGUCCCUGUAAUCGUAGAGAAAGCCCCAAAAGCUCGUGUUGGUGACCUUGACAAGAAGAAAUACCUGGUUCCCUCUGACCUGACAGUUGGCCAGUUUUACUUCCUCAUUCGGAAACGAAUCCACCUGCGACCUGAAGAUGCCCUCUUCUUUUUUGUGAAUAAUGUGAUUCCACCAACCAGUGCAACUAUGGGAUCUCUCUACCAGGAACACCAUGAAGAGGACUUUUUCCUGUACAUUGCCUACAGUGAUGAAAGUGUUUAUGGUGUAUAGAGUGUUGUCAACAAUCCGCAAACCUGACCAAUCUCAUGAUUUAUGACAAUUAAAACUGGAGUCGCCCUAAUGGAACUGUGCAUAUAUAUUUUAAGGUCUUUCAUAAUUGCCAAUUCUGAUGUAUUUUUAGCUUUUUUGUAACACAAUGCUUUUGUUUGAAAUAUUUUAUAGACAAGCAACUUUUCUCCAAUAUUCUCAAAAAUAUAAACUGUUAAAUUUAACAAGAAGUUAAUUUCUGGGAGACCUUCAUCUAAAAUACUGACAAAACAUUGAACGACUAGUUAUAACAUACUGGGUAGUUAGUUUCCAGUGUAAAUCUAAUUGGAGACUUUAUUAACUCUAGCCACUGGUUCGGUUUAAAAUCUAUCAACCAGCCAAGAGGGGUACUGUGUUGCAUAUAAGUCAAUAUGAAUGGUAAUCAUUUUCAACAUGACUGUGUGGUAUCAUCUGAUUUCUAUAAAGUCAGUAGCGACUUUGCUAUUGCAAUAUUGAUUGAAGCUAUUGGAGGGUAUUUGGUACAUGCUUUGGUGUAUUUUUGCAGCAUUUUUUUUAUUUUCUUAUAAUAUUCUAUUAACAUGUAUCUAAAGUAAAGCACCUUUAAAGGACCCUUAACUGUAAUUACACCUUUACAUCUUAACAUCAUGUACUGUGUAGAAAACAGUCAUUUAUUAGUUUGCCUUUCCACUUAAAAUAACAGUUCAACAGGGUUGGACACUACUAUUAUUUCCAAGGUGGGAACACCAUUUUGUCUUUCAUGUAGCUUGGUGUCAUUGCCCUCUCACUCUUAAAAUAAGAGAAGAUUUUUUCUAGGUAGUCCAAACAUGCUUUUGACUUUACUUGUAGUCCGGCCAAAAACCUGGUAGACUCGGGCUACAGGACUACUGUUAGUGUUGAACCCUGUUAAGGCUCUCCAUCCAUCCAUCAUUAAUGCAAACAAAAAGUUACUGGUCAAGUUUCAUAAUAAAGCUCCAAAUGUUAACUGAGAGUUUUUUUAUACAAGUUAUUUCAGACUUAUUUUCUUUUAAUAAAAUUGCUGUAAUAUCAUAGAUUUUUUUAUAAUCAAUAUGAAUUAAACAGAAAAAAUCUCAAUGUUAAUAUCUUAAAUGUUCUAACAAAACAUUGCAACCCAUUGAUGGAUGAAUGGCUGACCUUAGGCAGAACACAUACAUUAAACAGAGUUAAAAGUUAGGGGAACAAGUUAAAAUGUGUACCCAUCAAUCAUUAAUUAAAUAAAUCAUCUUCAUUUUUAAAUUAGUUUGUAUAUAACUUUGAAAUUCCAGUAACAUUGUGUUGCUUGGAAAAUGUUAUUGUAAGUUGACAUAAUUAUUUUGUUGAUGUAUCACAGCGUGAGAUUUUUUUGUCUUGAAAAAAUGUGGUUUUAAAUACAUAUAUUUGUGUUUUCAAUUUUUUGUUUAACUGUAUUGUUGUAUGAAAUAAAGUUACUGUAAAUUUUG